Messenger RNA from Eleginops maclovinus (Patagonian blennie), 13840 nucleotides. Its product is annotated as dynein axonemal heavy chain 11. Gene Ontology annotation, biological process: microtubule-based movement. Gene Ontology annotation, cellular component: dynein complex. The record is from RefSeq and is a predicted model, not a curated record. Gene Ontology annotation, molecular function: ATP hydrolysis activity; dynein intermediate chain binding; ATP binding. Lineage: Eukaryota; Metazoa; Chordata; Actinopteri; Perciformes; Eleginopidae.
AUGUCAGACGACGAAAGUGUGCCUUGUUUUCUUGAAGACGACAGAGUAAAGUUUGUCGAGUUUAAAGUUUGUAGCCUGCUGCAGCUGCACCGCCAAACAUGGGACAGGAGUGCGGUCAACGAAGAGUUCCUCACCCUGCUGAAAGACUUCUUCGAAAAGAAGUCUGUAAUAUUUUUCUCUUCAUCAAAAAAAGGUGGUCUGGUUGCUUCUAAUGAGGUCCCACCUGGUGCUCAAAACAGGCACAUCUAUAUUCUCAAGAAGAGAGUUGUUCCCAUCACCUCUGAUAACUGCAGGGAACUGCUGCUCUUUGGCCUCCAGUCUCCAUCACCAUUAAUGCAGCUGUCAAGCACAGUAGAGCAGGUAUGUGUUCCACUGCUGUCAAACAACAAAAACCAUCACACGUGGCCAACUUCGUUGUCUGAGGACAUCAUUCGACAUGUUGAGAACAUGUGCAGUAAGACAUCAGUGGUCCAGGGACAGGUUUUAGGGAAAAGUGUCCUCCCUAUCCCAGCUGCGACAGAUUGGGUGGAAAAUGCAUUCAGCACCUUCAAAAUGUAUAAUAACUAUGACAGGGCACUGGCUCAUGCCAUAGAGAGCCAGGUCAUCACCUGGAGCAAUAUUAUCCAGAAGAUCUUAAAGGAAGAUUCAUCAGACCUACUUAUAACAGGAAGCAACCCAGGGCCCGAUGCAGAGCUGAAGUUUUGGGCUUCAAGAAAGGCCAAUAUACAGAAUAUUUAUGAUCAGCUUCAGAGUCCAGUUGUUCAGAAGAUGGCAAAGAUAUUGGAGAUGAUGGAUAGCAGUUAUUAUCCCGCAAUCAAGACUCUAAUUGGAAGUGUAGUUGAUGCACUUCAAGAAGUGAAGGACAUAGACCUAUAUCUACAGCCAUUACACGCACGACUGACUCCAUUGGAAAAGGAAGGAUUUCCCAACCUGGAAAAAUGUACCCCUGUACUUUUCCACACACUGUUCCUAAUCUGGACCAACUGCCAAUCCUAUCAAAGACCGGCACGCAUUGUGGUGCUGCUGCAGGAGCUGUGCAAUCUGUUCAUUGAGCAGGCUUCUACAUACCUCUCUGCAGAUCUGCUUCUCAGAGAGGAUCCAGAGGAAAGCCUAACGAUGGUAAAGAGGGUGAUACAAGUCUUUAGAUGUUUUAAAGACAGUUACCAGACCCAGAGGGAGAGGUUGGCCAACCAUGUGAAACAUGCACCCUGGGAUUUCCCGUCUGCCAUGAUUUUUGCACGUUUCAACCAGUUCUUUAAUCGCAUGCUACAGCUGGAGGACUUGUUUGAAAUCAUGCUGGACUUUCAGAGGAUGGAAAAACUAGAGUUUGGUGGACUUAAUGGCAAAAUCUACAGUGAGCACGCUGCUCAGAUGUACAAAGAAUUCAGUAACCACUGCCAAGUGUUGAGGCACAGUGAAAACAGCCCCUUUGACCUAAACUCUCAGGAUUUUGAAAAGGAGCAUAAGGAUUUGAAAGUGAGGAUUUUGGACUUUGAAUGCCGCCUUGCCAGCCUUAUUUGCUUGGCCUUUAAGGAUUGCUCAGGACUGGAGUCAGUAUUUAAACUGCUAACUAUUGUUGGACCCUUCAUGGAGAGAAGACAAAUCCAACAGAUAUUCAGUCCCAACUACCUUAUUCUGCAGCAACUUUUCAGGGAAGAGCUGGAGAGAUGUAAAUGUCAUUUUAAAGCCCAUCUCAAUAAGAUGGAGAGUGGUCUGGCUAAGAACAUGGCACACACAUCCGGAGCCCUGAAGUGGGCAAAAAUGCUCAGAACACGCAUUCAGAGAUCAUGGGAAAGAAUCAGACGACUGUUUGACAUGCCUGCAGGAGGUGGAGAAUUGGCCAAGGAGUCCGACAUGUACAUGGAGAUGUUGGGUCUGCUGGACAAAUAUGAGGAGGACAUUUACUCUGACUGGCGGAAUGGUUUGGAAGAAGCCUGCCUGAUCAACCUCAAUCAAAACCUUAUCUCCAGAGAUACGUCAUCCGACCUGAUUUCACUCAACUUCAAUCCAAAGCUGACUGAAGUGUUGAAAGAUGUGAAGUAUAUUCAGACUCUCGGUGAGAUCAAGAUCCCCGCAGCUGCACUGGCAGUUUUUGAGAAGCGUGACAUGUUCACAAAGUAUGUGAGCAGCCUGCAGCUGUUGGUGCAGUGGUACAACAAGCUAAAGCAGACGGUGCUAGAGGUGGAAGUUCCUCUCAUCAGAGCUGAGCUAGAGUCCAUAGACGUGCAGUUGACGAGGGCAGAGUGCGAGCUGACAUGGCUGGAUCCCGACUGCUGGAGCUUCAUCAGCACCGCCAAAGACCUGGCCCACAACCUGGCGGCUCGAGUCAGUAGAACCAAGGAAAACUGCGAAGCCAUCCAGUCCAUGAUGAAGGGAUGGAGCAAACAGGCCAUGUUUUGCAGAAAGGACAACAAGAAAGGCUUGCUCAUACAGCUGGAGGACAGGGCAGACCGUGUGAACAGGAAGUGCAGCUCUAUGAAGAAAGAUGGAGACUCCAUACACAAGCUGGUACAGGAUAAUAAGGUCCUCUUCCACGCUGAGCCUGCGUCAGAGGCGUGGAGGUCCUACCUGGAGUAUGUGGAUGAGAUGGUGGUGGAGGGGCUCUUCAGCUUCAUCAGCCACUCUCUUCAGUUCUUUGUGAACAACAUGGAAUCGUGGCCGAACCCGAUGCCUCUGUUUGAGUCUCAGUUGAUGCUGAGCAGCUCAGGAAUGGUUUUCCUCCCCUCAUUGGAGCAAGACGCAGGGGACGGCCUGUACGAGCUGAUAGAAGGACUGGUUGGAGACAUAUUCAAGACUUCAGUGAAUAUCAACAGAGUAGCUGCUCACCAUAGCAUGGAGAGCUACCAGGAUCUAAUGGAUGAGAUGCUGGAUUUGUUGGACCUGAGGCAAGAGAUAAUGGAGCGAGUGGAAAACGUCCUCAAGAAAGCAAUGAAUUACCAGAGAAAGUUUGACUGCUACACCCAUCUGUGGCAGGAUGACAGGGCAGAGUUUCUCAGCCAGUUCCUGCUGUACGGGCGUGUGCUGACAGCUGAAGAGAUGGAGGCUCACGGAGCAGACGCACUCCCUGAGAGCCCGCCUACAAUUGAUAGCUUCAAAGAACAGAUUGAUUACUAUGAGGAUCUUUAUGCUGAAAUUUCCAAACUCGAAGACCUCAAAGUCUUCAAUGGAUGGUUUCGGGGAUGUCAAGUCUUUAAAGUGAGCCUCCUAAACACUGUAAAGAAGUGGAGCUGGCUUUUUAAAGAACACCUCUUGACAUAUGUCACACACAGUCUUGAUGAGCUGCAGAAGUUUGUCCGAGCCACCGUCGAUGGGCUAGGCCAGCCUGUCGCUAAAGGAAACCACCGUGGCUUGGUGGAGGUGAUGAGUCAUCUGUUGGCCGUCAGAGACAGACAAGCAGCCACGGACAAGAUGUUCGAGCCUUUUAGAGACACGGUCCUCCUGCUGGAGCAGUAUGGAGUGAUCAUACCAGACCAGGUCUAUUCUCAGCUAGAGGAACUUCCUGAGAAAUGGAGCAGGGCAAAAAAAAUGGCCUUAAAAGUGAGGCAUGAGGUGGCCCCGAUGCAGAAUGCAGAAGUGAUGGUGAUACGGAAACGAUGCAUGAGCUUUGAGGUGAAACAGAGCAAAUUCAGGCAGAUGUUCAGAACAGCAGCGCCUUUCAGCUACAGUGCAGUGCGGCCCUACAUCAGUCUGCAGAAAUCUGAAAAAGCUGUGCGAGACAUGGAGAAGGAGGUGGCCGAGCUGCAGGAAUCCACGAACCUGUUUGACGUUACUAUUCCUGACUACAGAGACAUCAAGUCCUGCAGACGAGAGAUCACGGUCCUCAAAGAAUUAUGGGACAUUGUUGUGUUUGUGCAGAGCAGUGUUGAGAACUGGACAAUGACCCAAUGGAGGCAGAUAAACGUGGACCAGAUGGAUGCCGAAUUGAGGAGGUUUGCCAAGGACAUACGAAAGCUUGACAAAGAGGCUCGCAUUUGGGAUGUGUAUUCCGGGUUAGACCUUUAUGUAAAGAACCUGUUGACGUCACUGCGGGCCGUGAGUCAGCUACAGGACCUGGCGAUACGAGAGCGCCACUGGGUGCAGCUCAUUAAAAUAACACAGAUGGACUUCACUGUGACGGACCGCACCACCCUGGGAGACCUCCUGGCUCUGCAGCUCCAUUUGUUGGAAGAUGAAGUCCGCAACAUUGUGGAUAAGGCAGUGAAGGAGAUGGCCAUAGAAAAGAUUGUGACAGAAAUAAGUAAAACGUGGGCAUCGAUGGAGCUUUCAUAUGAAGAGCAUUACCAGACCUCUGUGCCGCUGCUUAAAUGUGACGAGGAACUCAUUGAAACCCUCGAGGAUCAUCAGGUUCAGCUCCAGGGCAUCUUUCAGAGCAAGCAUGUGCAUCACUUCCUGUUCCAGGUCGUGGAACUGCAGAAACAGCUGACUGUGGCUGACUCUGUGCUCAUGGUCUGGAUGGAGGUCCAAAGAACCUGGGCCUACCUGGAAAGCAUCUUCAAGAGCUGUGACGACAUCUGCCAACAGCUGCCUGCAGAUGCUCACAGAUUUCAGGCUAUAGAUGCAGAAUUCCAGGAGUUAAUGUUGGACAGUGCUAAGACUAGAAACGUCAUCGAAGCCACCAACAAAUCUCAUUUAUUUGAGAAGUUAGAGGACCUCCAAAGAAGGUUGGCAUUGUGUGAAAAAGCCCUCGCUGAAUACCUGGAGACAAAGAGACUCGCCUUUCCCAGAUUCUACUUUAUUUCAUCUGCAGAUUUGUUGGACAUCCUCUCUAAAGGGAGUCACCCCAGAGAGGUAACUGUCCACCUCUCCAAAUUAUUUGACAACAUGGCCAAUCUUGAGUUUGACAAAAAUGAACAUCUGGAUAACCCUAAACUAGCAGUGGGCAUGUACAGCAAAGAGAGAGAGUAUGUUGCAUUCCAGAGUGAAUGUCGCUGUUACGGGCCGGUGGAGGCAUGGCUCUCUUCUCUGGAGGAGUCGAUGAGGGAAUGUGUCCGCAGCCACCUGUCUGAGGCUGUGUCUGCGUACGAGGACAGACCCAGAGAGCAGUGGAUUCUCGACUUCCCUGCCCAAGUGGCGCUCACCGGAUCCCAGAUCUGGUGGAGCAACGAUAUGGAGCUUGUGUUUAAAAGACUAGAGGAAGGAUUUGAGUCUGCUCUCAAAGACUACAACAAGAAACAGAUGUCUCAACUCAACAUGUUGAUCAGCAUGCUGCUGGGGGAGCUGAGCUCAGGCAACAGACAGAAGAUCAUGACCUUAUGCACUAUUGAUGUCCAUGCAAGAGACAUUGUUUCCAGCCUCAUUGCCCAAAAGGUCACCACCUCAUCGGCCUUUCAAUGGCUUUCCCAGCUGCGGCAUUGCUGGUAUGAGCAGCAGCAUCAGUGCUUCGUUAACAUCUGUGACGCCCAGUUCCCUUACUCAUACGAGUAUCUGGGAAAUACAUCGCGUCUGGUCAUCACCCCCCUCACAGACCGGUGCUACAUCACUCUAACUCAGUCCCUCCACCUGACCAUGAGUGGGGCCCCAGCUGGCCCCGCAGGAACAGGGAAGACUGAGACAACGAAGGAUCUUGGCAGAGCCGUGGGCGUCAUGGUGUACAUCUUCAACUGUUCUGAACAGAUGGACUACAAGUCUAUUGGAAAUAUCUACAAGGGUCUUGCCCAGACCGGAGCAUGGGGCUGCUUCGAUGAGUUCAAUCGUAUUGCUGUGGAUGUUUUGUCCGUUGUGGCAGUGCAGGUCAAAACUAUACAGGACGCCAUUCGCACUAAAAAGAAAAGGUUCCUGUUCCUGGACAAAGACAUUGUGUUGAAGCCCUCUGUGGGGAUAUUCAUCACGAUGAACCCUGGCUACGCAGGCAGGACGGAGCUGCCCGAGAACCUCAAGGCUCUUUUCAGACCCUGUGCCAUGGUGGUGCCGGACACUGAGCUCAUUUGUGAGAUCAUGCUGGUGGCAGAGGGCUUCCGAGGUGCUAAGCUUUUAGCUAGGAAGUUCAUCACUCUGUACAGUCUCUGCAAAGAACUCCUCUCCAAGCAGGACCACUACGAUUGGGGUUUGCGUGCUGUCAAGUCUGUUCUGGUUGUGGCCGGUGCCCUGAGAAGAAGAGACAAGAGCACACCAGAGGAUCAGGUGCUGAUGCGAGCGCUGAGAGACUUCAACAUGCCUAAAAUUGUCACUGAGGAUGUGACUAUCUUCUUGGGACUGCUUGGAGAUCUGUUCCCAGGCCUGGAGGUGGAGAGAGAGCGAGACUGUGAUUUUGAAAAGGCCGUCAGAAAGACAACGCUGGAGCUCCGACUCCAGCCUGAGGAGACGUUCAUCCUGAAGGUGGUCCAGUUGGAGGAACUCUUAGCAGUGCGUCACUCAGUCUUUGUUGUUGGAAAUACAGGGACUGGAAAAAGCCAGAUAUUGAGGGUUCUCCAUAAAACUUAUGUUAACUUGAAGAGGAAGCCUGUGUGGAACGACCUCAAUCCGAAGGCAGUGGACAGAGAUGAAUUGUUUGGCUUCAUCCAUCACGCGACUCGAGAGUGGAAAGACGGUUUGCUUUCAUCACUGAUGCGAGAGCAAGCAAACAUCUCCCACAUCGGACCUAAGUGGAUUGUGUUGGAUGGAGACAUUGAUCCGAUGUGGAUUGAAUCACUCAACACGGUGAUGGAUGACAACAAGGUCCUGACGCUGGCCAGUAACGAACGUGUGCCACUCACAUCCUCCAUGAGACUGGUGUUUGAAAUCAGUCACCUACGGACGGCCACUCCUGCUACCGUGUCCAGAGCGGGAAUUCUCUAUGUCAACCAGCAUGACCUGGGCUGGAACCCGUACGUAGCCAGCUGGAUUGACCAACGCGAACGGCAGACAGAAAGGGCCCACCUCACCAUACUGUUUGAGAAAUAUGUUCCUCGUUGUCUGGAACAGAUGAGAAACUCCUUCAAGACCAUCACUCCCAUCCCAGAACACUCUAUGCUGCAGACACUCUGCAAAUUGCUUGACUGCCUUCUAACACCAGAAAAUAUCCCAUCUGACUCUCCGCGGGAGCUCUACGAGACCUACUUCACCUUUGCCUGCAUCUGGGCUUUUGGUGGGGCCCUGUAUCAAGAUCAGCUCUAUGAUUACCGGGUAAUGUUCAGUCAGUGGUGGACCAAAGAAAUGAAGACGGUGAAGCUUCCAGCACAAGGCACCGUGUUUGACUACUACCUUGACCCUCAAACCAAACGGUUCAUGCCCUGGAGCGACACUGUGCCGCCGUUUGAAAUGGAAACGUGUACGCCAUUACAGGCUGUUCUUGUACACACAGCAGAGACCGUGCGUCUUCGCUACUUCAUGGACUUGUUGCUGGAGAGGAGACAGCCAGUGAUGCUAGUGGGGACUGCGGGAGUGGGAAAGACUGCACUUGUCAAGAACAAGUUUGACUGUCUGCCAGAGAGUUACAUGAGUACAAAAGUACCCUUCAACUACCACACUACCUCCCUCAUGCUGCAGGAGAUUCUUGAGCGGCAGUUAGAGAAAAGAGCAGGACGAAGCUACUCCCCUGCAGGCAACAGAAGGAUGGUCUACUUCAUCGAUGAUAUCAACAUGCCAGCUGUGGACAGUUACGGAACAGUGCAACCUCACACACUUAUACGACAGCAUCUGGAUUAUGGCCACUGGUAUGACAGACAGAAACUGAGCCUAAAGGAAAUCCACAAUACCCAGUAUGUCGCUUCUAUGAAUCCAACAGCUGGGAGCUUCACGAUCAACCCCAGACUACAAAGACAUUUCUCCGUGCUCGCAGUGAACUUCCCGUCGUCUGAGGCUCAGACCUCAAUCUUCAGUCAGAUCCUGUGUGGCCAUCUGAGGCAGGAGCUCUUCAGUCCGCUGGUUCAGAGGAGCGCAGCAACUGUCGUCCAGGCUGCCAUUACUCUUCAUCACAAGAUGGUCCACAGCUUUCUGCCCACAGCCAUCAAAUUUCACUACACAUUUAAUCUACGGGACUUGUCUAAUGUCUUCCAGGGCAUCCUACUUGCUAGGCCUGACACUGUGGAGGAGAGCACUGACCUGGCACUGCUGUGGCUCCACGAGUCCUGCAGAGUGUACUCAGACAGACUGGUAGAUAUCAAGGACCUGCAGCUCUUCCGGAAGCUCCAGAUGGAGACUGUGCAUGAAUGCUUUGAGGGACUGGAGGACAAAAAGGUGACACAGCAGCCCCUCCUCUAUUGCCACUUUGCCCAAAAGGGCAUUGAAGCCUCGUAUGCUCCUGUGACAGAAUGGACUGCGCUCAGGUCCGUCCUCACUGACGCCCUGGAGAGCUACAAUGAGCUCAACGCAGCCAUGAAUCUGGUGCUGUUUGAAGAUGCCAUGCAGCAUGUCUGUCGCAUCAGUCGUAUCCUGGAAUCUCCGAGGGGUCACGGCUUACUGGUUGGGGUCGGGGGCAGUGGGAAGCAGAGCCUGACUCGUCUGGCUGCCUACAUGUCCUCUGUGGAAGUCUUCCAAAUCACUCUGACGAAGGGUUAUAGCAUCCAGGACCUCAAGACUGAUGUGGCAGGUUUGUUCCUGAAGACUGGAGUGAAGAACCAGCGCGUGGCUCUGCUGCUGACUGAUGCACAGAUCCCCGAUGAGCGGUUCCUUGUCAUUAUUAAUGACUUACUGGCAUCAGGAGAAAUUCCUGAGCUCUUCAGUGAGGAGGAGAUGGAAGGUAUCGUGUCGGCCGUCAGAGCCGAGGUCCGAGCCGUCGGACUGCUGGACAGCAGGGAGAACUGCUGGAGAUUCUUCACUGACCGAGUUCGACUACAGCUCACGGUGGUUCUGUGUUUGUCUCCUGUGGGCAGUGCCCUCCGCGUAAGGGCCCGUCGAUUCCCUGCUCUCGUCCAAUGCACCACCAUUGACUGGUUCCAUCCUUGGACCUCAGAAGCGCUGCAGUCAGUCAGCUACAGAUUCAUCCAAGAGAUCGAAGGCAUUGAGCCUGCUGUCCAGGAAUCCAUCAGUCUUUUCAUGGCCUACGUUCACACCAGUGUCAACCAGGCAAGUGAAAAAUACCAACGCAAUGAGAAGAGGUACAAUUACACCACCCCCAAGAGCUUUCUCCAGCAAAUCACCCUGUACAGAAACCUUCUGGAGAAGAGCCGAGCUCAGCUCCAGCACAAGAUGAACCGACUUGACAGCGGCCUUCAAAAGCUCCAGACCACUGCCGCCCAGGUUGAGGAUCUUAAAGCUAAAUUGGCAUCCCAAGAAGCUGAGCUGACCUGUAAAAACCAGAACAUCGGGGCUCUAAUCACCAAGAUCGGACUUCAGACAGAGAAGGUUUGCAGCAAGAGAGAGGCUGCAGAUAUCGAGGCACAAAAGGUUGCUUUCAUAAAGGCAGAAGUCUUAGUCAAACAGAAGGACUGUGAAAGCGACCUAGCCAAGGCAGAGCCGUCGCUGGCCGCUGCAACCGCAGCACUGGACACCCUCAACAAGGUGAAUCUGACUGAGCUGAAGGCCUUCCCAAACCCCCCCGCUGCAGUGAUAAACGUAGCAGCAGCUGUGAUGGUGCUGCUCGCUCCUCGCGGUCGGGUGCCUAAGGAUCGGAGCUGGAAGGCGGCGCGGGCCUUCAUGGGCAAGGUGGAUGAUUUCCUGCAGGCCCUGAUGUCGUAUGACAAGGAGCACGUCCCUGAUGUCUGUUUGUCUGUGGUAAAAAAAGAGUAUCUGAAAAAUCCACAGUUCCACCCUGAUCUGGUUCAGACCAAAUCUACAGCUGCAGCCGGUCUGUGUGCCUGGGCUAUAAACAUUGUCAGAUACUACGAGAUUUAUUGUGAGGUCAUUCCUAAGAGGCAUGCGCUAUCGCAAGCUAAUGCAGAGCUAGACACAGCCACAGCCAAAAUGUUAGCAGUUCAAAAGAAAUUGGCGGAUCUCGAUGCAACCCUACAGAGCCUCACAGCUCAGGUCGAAAAAGCUACUGCUGAGAAAAUCAGUUGUCAGGAGGAGGUGAAACGCACCAACCAGACCAUAGAGCUGGCCAACCGGCUGGUCAAGGGCUUAGAGUCAGAGAAGGAGCGCUGGUCCCAGGCCAUUGUUGAGUACGAAAAGCAACAGAAAACUCUGUGUGGCGACGUCCUCAUCACUUCAGCCUUCGUCUCUUACAUGGGUUACUUCACAAGACAGUAUCGUGUGGAGCUUCUAAACAACGCUUGGAUCCCUUUCCUCCAUUCUCAGAAAGUCUCUGUACCCCUGACAGACGGCUUGGAUCCAAUCCUCAUGCUUACAGAUGAUGCCACUGUGGCUGCCUGGCAUAACCAGGGCCUGCCAAACGAUAGGAUGUCCACCGAGAACGCUUCCAUCCUGACCACCAGUGAGCGCUGGCCGCUCAUCAUCGACCCGCAGCAGCAGGGCAUCAAGUGGAUCAGAAACCGGCUAGGGUCAGAGCUGAGGGUGGUGCAGCUGGGACAGAAGGGGUAUCUAGAUGUGAUUGAACAAGCGCUUGCCUGUGGUGACACAGUUCUGUUGGAGAAUCUGCCGGAGAAGGUAGACCCAGUCUUGGAGCCUCUGCUGGGGAGAAACACUAUAAAGAGAGGAAGGUAUAUUCGUAUUGGCGGCAAGGAGUGUGAAUACAACAGCAACUUUCAACUCAUCAUCCACACCAAGUUGGCCAAUCCCCAUUUCCCCCCCGAGCUGCAGGCACAGACCACUCUCAUCAACUUCACAGUGACUCCUGUGGGCCUGGAGGAGCAGCUGCUGGGCCAGGUGGUGUCACGGGAAAGGCCCGACCUGGAGGCCCUAAAGAUGGAGCUGACCAGCCAGCAAAACCACUUUAAGAUUGAACUCAAGAGGUUGGAGGACGACCUGCUGAGCCGCCUCUCUGCAGCCCACGGUCAUUUUCUGGGUGAUAUUUCUCUGGUGGAGCAACUGGAAAACGCCAAAAGCACAGCGGCUCACAUUCAGUACAAGGUGGUGGAGGCCAGAGAGAACGAAACUAAGAUCAACGAGGCUCGAGAACUUUACCGCCCAGCAGCUGAGAGAGCGUCACUCCUCUUCUUCAUCAUCAAUGACCUCAGCAGGAUUAACCCCAUGUACCAGUUUUCUCUCAAGACCUUUAACACGGUGUUCAACAAAGCGAUGGAGCGUGCAGAAUGGGACGAGGAUGUGAGGACCCGAGUGCACACCCUGACCGAGGCCAUCACCUAUUCUGUAUUCCUGUACACCAGCCAGGGCCUGUUUGAGAGAGACAAGUUAACCUUCUUGUCACACACUGCCUUCCAGAUCACUCUCAAGCAGGGCCUGAGUGAUGCUCAGGAAUUUGACUUCCUGCUGCGUUUCCAUGUGGAAGCUUGCAAAGUUAGUCCUGUGUCCUUCCUCUCUCCACAUGCCUGGGGAGCCAUUAAGACCAUUUCUACAAUGGAGGGCUUCAUCGGACUGGACAAAGACAUGGAGAGCUCACCCAAGCGUUGGAGGAAGAUCGUUGAAUCCAGCUGUCCUGAAAAGGAAAGACUCCCCCAGGACUGGAAGAAUAAGAGUUCCCUCCAGAAGCUUAUUAUCUUCAAAGCGCUUCGCCCUGAUAGGAUCACCUAUACACUGAGAAACUUUGUGGAGGAGAGCAUGGGAGCAAAAUACGUGGAUGCUGCCAGGCUGGAAUUUGACAAGCUGUAUGAGGAGAGCAGCUCCUCCACCCCUGUUUUCUUCAUCCUCUCACCUGGAGUCAAUCCACUCAAAGAUGUAGAAAAACUAGGAUUGAAGCUGGGAUUUUCCAUCGACCAGGGCACUCUGCACAACGUCUCUCUGGGACAGGGGCAGGAGGAGGUGGCUGAGAGGGUCCUGGGGAGUGCCUCUCAACUUGGACACUGGGUCAUUCUGCAGAAUGUGCACCUUGUGGCUCGCUGGCUGCCCUCUCUAGAUGCUCUUCUGGAGACGGCAGCGUUGGACAGCCACUCAAACUACAGAGUGUUCAUCACCGGAGAGCCAGCACCGAGCCCCGAACAGCACGUGAUCCCCAGAGGCAUACUGGAGAGUGCCAUCAAGAUCACCAAUGAGACCCCCACUGGAAUGAAUGCCAGUUUGCAUGCAGCCCUCAACAACUUCAAUCAAGACACCCUGGAUGUGUGCUCCAGAGAGCAGGAGUUCAACUCGAUGUUCUUCUCGCUCUGCUUCUUCCACGCUUGUGUUACAGAGCGUCGUAAAUUCGGUCCCCAGGGGUGGAACCAGAACUACCCCUUCAGCACCGGAGACCUUACCAUCUCAGCCAGCGUCCUGUACAACUAUUUAGAGGCCAACACUAAAUCCACGCAGGUGCCCCGGGAGGACUUGUGUUAUCUUUUCGGGGAGAUCAUGUAUGGAGGACACAUUACCGAUGGCUGGGACAGAAGACUGUGUAAGACCUAUCUGCAAGAGUUCAUGCAUCCAAAAAUGUUUGAAGGGGAGCUUUUUCUCUGUCCUGGGUUCCUGUCCCCUCCGUUCAUGGACUACAGUGGUUACCACAGUUACAUAGACGAACAUCUCCCCUCUGAGAACCCCACUUUGUAUGGACUCCAUCCAAACGCUGAGCUCGACUGCCUCACCGUCACCUCAGACAACCUCCUCAGGACUCUGCUGGAGCUGCAGCCUCAGGACUCCUGCCGAGGAGAGGGGGCGGCUCAGAGCACAGAGGAGAAGGUCAAGUCCGUCAUUGAAGAUAUCCUUGAGAAGCUUCCUGAUGAGUAUGACAUGGCAGAGAUGAUCACCAAGACAAAGAGAAGCCCCUACAUUUCAGUGUGUUUCCAGGAGUGUGAACGCAUGAAUCUCCUUCUGGAAGAAAUAAGGAAGUCCCUUAAUGAGCUGGAUCUUGGUCUCAAGGGAGAACUCACCAUCUCCUCCAGUAUGGAGACUCUGCAGACAGCUCUGUUCAACGACUCUGUUCCUGAUUCCUGGGCCAGGCUGGCUUAUCCCUCCACUAAAACACUUGCACAAUGGUUUAAUGAUAUAAUGUGUAGCUGUCGAGAGCUGGACAGCUGGACUCAGGACUUGGUUCUUCCUGCAGUUGUUUGGCUCUCAGGACUCUUCAACCCUCAGUCUUUCCUCACCGCUGUCCUGCAGAGCAUUGCUCGGAAGAAUCAGUGGCCCCUGGACAAGAUGACUUUGACUGUCGAUGUAACGAAGAAGACGAAAGACGACUUUGGGCAUCCACCGCGGGAGGGGGCCUACGUUCACGGACUCUUCAUGGAAGGAGCGCGCUGGGACACUCAGUCCGGAAUCAUCUCCGAGGCCGUUCUGAGGGAUCUGACUCCCGCCAUGCCGGUGCUGUAUGUUAGAGCGGUGCCUGCGGAAGAGCAGGAGCUGAGGAAUACGUACGAGUGUCCCGUGUACCGCACUAAGCAGCGCGGGCCCACGUAUGUUUGGACCCUCCACCUGCGCACCAAACAGCCUCCUGCCAGGUGGAUCAUGGCUGGAGUGGCUCUGCUGCUGUCCGUGUGAGACAAGAGAGAAGCGGGGGAUGGGUGCUAGAAUACUUACCGACAGUAUUAAGCAAAGAGUUUUAAAGAUAUCAUUUUUUGGAAUAUUCUCCCAUUGAGAAAUAAUGUUGCUCUUUAUCAUGUUUUUUUUUAUGACUUCUGCAAUAGACACUUUUAAUCAUGCAUUAAUGUUGCUUGUAUCCAAUUUGGUUUAUUUGACACAAUACUGGCAUUGUAGUGUGUGAAAGCGUGUGUGUUUCAGAUGGUGAGAUAGUGGAAAUAAAGAGGGAGAUGCGUGUCGAGCCAGUGGUGAACCUGUUGUGUCCGCCGCUGUGGAACCUCUCCCCUGAGAGGGCGCAGUCUGCACAUGAUUUGUUGAGAGCUUAUGUCUCCAUUUGAGACCAUGUAAUUCUGGAUAGGGAGCAUAUUUUAUUAGAAGGUCAAGAUUAAAAAAGCUCUCUGGCUGCCCUCUACUAACUGAA